Molecule: messenger RNA, 447 nt
Organism: Tigriopus californicus
Lineage: Eukaryota; Metazoa; Arthropoda; Copepoda; Harpacticoida; Harpacticidae
Product: immediate early response gene 2 protein-like
Source: RefSeq, a predicted model, not a curated record
UCAUCAUGAAUAUGCAAGGUGGACAUCACAGUGACUUUCCAAGCAAGAUGUCAUCACUUAGUGAAGUUCAGCGCAUUAUUGGACUCUCAUUGAGCAAGAUUCAAUUGGGAAGAAACCAAAGAGGAGGUCUGCCUUUGCACAAGAACUUAUUGGUGGCCACAGUGCUGAACAAAGCCCGAGAUUUGUACAUGCAAGAAACCAUGUACAUGAACUACAAGAUGAUGACAGGACAAUACCAUCAACACCAUCCCAUGUCCAGCUAUACCAGUGAAUUUGCCUUGAACUCGAGUAAUAGCAUGGCCAAUGGCAUGCACCACUCGCCCACCGGGGAGGACGAGGACGAGGAGGAGGACGACGACAUGGAGACCACCCCCUCGGCCUCCACCACACCCGAAGACUAUGACGAGGACAAUGAGGACUCGGAUCACUCGGAUGUGGAGGAUGAAU